Messenger RNA from Anoplopoma fimbria (sablefish), 4617 nucleotides. RefSeq names its product ATP-binding cassette, sub-family D (ALD), member 3a (gene abcd3a). Gene Ontology annotation, cellular component: peroxisome; peroxisomal membrane. The transcript is spliced from 23 exons. Gene Ontology annotation, biological process: peroxisome organization; fatty acid beta-oxidation; long-chain fatty acid import into peroxisome. Gene Ontology annotation, molecular function: ABC-type transporter activity; ATP hydrolysis activity; ATP binding. The coding region runs from base 64 to 2043 and encodes 659 amino acids. The record is from RefSeq and is a predicted model, not a curated record. Lineage: Eukaryota; Metazoa; Chordata; Actinopteri; Perciformes; Anoplopomatidae.
UGUGAACUCAAGCAACCUCGAGAUAACUAAACCAAACCGUCCCUUGGUCGUUGUGUAAGUAACAUGGCGACUUUCAGUAAAUAUCUGACAGCGAAAAACUCCUCCAUAGCAGGCGGUAUUUUGCUGGUUUUAUACCUGCUGAAACGUAGAAGACGGACGUUCAAACCGGACAGUAGAAAAGGAGGUUCAGAUUUAGUGUCGAACUCUGAGAAAGAUGGCAGAAAAGACCGUGCAGCAGUGGACAAGGUUUUCUUCCUCAGAGUCUUCCAGAUUCUGGGGAUCAUGGUACCUCGAGUUUUCUGCAAGGAGACUGGCUACCUUAUCCUUAUCGCUGCCAUGUUGGUGGCCAGGACCUACUGUGACGUAUGGAUGAUCCAGAACGGCACCAUGAUCGAAAGUGCAAUUAUCGGUCGCUCGGCAAAAGAUUUCAAGACCUUCUUGUUCAGCUUUAUCAAAUUCAUGCCACUUAUAGCCUUGGUGAACAACUUCCUGAAGUUGGGUCUAUACGAGCUGAAGCUGAGGUUCCGUGAGAGGCUCACAAAGAACUUGUACGACCAGUACCUGCAAGGUUUCACCUACUACAAAAUGGGAAACCUGGACAACCGGAUAGCCAAUGCAGACCAGCUUCUGACACAGGAUGUGGAGAAAUUCUGCAAUAGUGUGGUGGACCUCUACUCAAACCUCAGCAAGCCUCUGUUGGAUAUCGGCCUGUACAUCUUUAAGCUGACAAGUGCCAUUGGUGCUCAGGGCCCAGCCGUCAUGAUGACCUACCUACUGAUCUCAGGACUCUUCCUGACCAGACUGAGAAGGCCCAUAGGCAAGAUGACAGUCACUGAGCAGCGCUAUGAGGGAGAGUACCGUUUUGUCAACUCUCGCCUCAUCACCAAUAGUGAGGAGAUUGCCUUCUACAAUGGGAACAUCAGGGAAAAGCAGACCAUUUACACCACAUUCAAGAAACUGGUGGACCACUUGCAUAACUUUAUCUUCUUUCGCUUCUCUAUGGGAUUUGUGGACAGCAUAAUUGCCAAGUACCUGGCCACUGUAGUAGGUUACAUGGUGGUUAGCCGGCCAUUCCUCACUCAGUCACACCCUCGACACCUGCACAGCACACACUCUGAGCUGCUUGAGGACUACUAUCAGAGUGGGAGGAUGCUCCUGAGAAUGUCCCAGGCCCUGGGCAGGAUUGUACUGGCUGGCCGAGAUAUGACCCGUCUCUCAGGAUUCACAUCUCGUAUCACUGAGCUGAUGAAAGUCUUGAAAGAGCUGAACGCUGGCAAAUAUGAACGCACCAUGGUCUCCCAGCAGGAGAAGGGAUCAGACACCGCAGAGAAACUCAUACUGGUGCCGGGGAGUGGCCAAAUUAUCCACAGAGAUAACAUCAUCAAAUUUGACCAUGCACCCCUAGCAACACCCAACGGAGACAUUUUGAUCAGAGACCUCACAUUUGAGGUGAGGUCUGGCAGCAAUGUUCUUGUCUGUGGACCAAAUGGCUGUGGAAAGAGCUCUCUGUUCAGAGUGCUCGGAGAGCUGUGGCCUCUGUUUGGAGGACACCUGACAAAACCUGAGAGAGGGAAACUCUUCUAUGUUCCACAGAGACCUUACAUGACUCUGGGUUCUCUGAGGGACCAAGUCAUUUACCCAGACACCCAUGAAGAACAGCGAAGGAAAGGCAUCUCUGAUCAUAUAUUGAAAGAGUAUCUGGACAAUGUCCAGCUUGGUCACAUCCUGGACAGGGAGGUGAGCUGGGACUCAGUCCAGGACUGGAUGGAUGUCCUCAGUGGAGGAGAGAAGCAGAGGAUGGCUAUGGCCAGGCUGUUCUACCACAAGCCCCAGUUUGCCAUUCUUGAUGAGUGCACCAGUGCAGUGAGUGUAGAUGUGGAGGACUUCAUCUACAGUCACUGCAGGACGGUGGGCAUCACCUUGUUCACAGUGUCCCAUAGAAAGUCUCUGUGGAAGCACCACAAGUAUUAUCUCCACAUGGACGGGAGAGGAAACUACGAGUUCAAGCCCAUCACAGAGGAAACUGUGGAGUUUGGCUCAUAACUGGUUGCUGCUGCAGCCACAAAUGUUCUUCUCUGAUAAAACCAGUCCACUAAUUAUUUGCACUUGAGAUGGAAGUUAUAGAAAAUUUUGUUUUUAAUCAUGUUUUUCCUUUAUGUUUUCUGUUAUUUAAAUCAUCAAUUUAGUCCAGUCUAAUCAUGAAUUUGUUCAGUGCGAUUAUAAAAAAAAAAAAACCAUGUUAUUUAUAUUGCCAACUUCUAUGUUGUGUUUUACACACACAAGACAUGUUUGAGUGAAGGUGGAAAUAUACUAUAUUGUUUUGGUCAUCUCUGCACAUGCGAAGAUGUCUCACAUCAGUAACAGAUUAGCUUGUUGAGAUAUGCCUGAUACCACAGUGGUCUUUGAGGCAACAGUUCCCACAGUCAACUGUGUCUUGCACAGAAUAAUAAGACCGUUUGAAUUCGUAACGUGGUUCUUCUGGAUGUGAUGCUCCUGGCUGUCUUGUUGGUUCUCAUUAAAUUAGACUCGCCACAGCUGACAGAAGCCAAAAGCAGUGAAGGCUGGGAAUCAUUUUCAGCCCUUAAAAUAUUAAAGUGAGUUUUGGCUGUUAUGCCUAAGGUUACUGUUAAAUAUCUUGUCCCAUCGAAGUAUCAAGUAUCAUGUGGUUACAUCAUAGUUAUCUGAGGAUAAAUGGUGGUUAAAAAAAAUGUGAUAUAGGCUUACUAUCAGAGGCAACUCCAGACCCAACUCAUUUGAAGGUUUUGAAGUGCUAACACAAUAACAUGGCAGCCUCUUGAGUAAACUGGUGGAGGGAAAACUCUUUUCUGUCUUACUGAGAGGGAACAGAAUCAAAUCAGUCACUCAGCAAUCAGAAGAGUGUUGAAAAUAUGAACUCACCAGGUGGAAGGCUGUCUCCCAAGAGACCAUGAGAAAAAUAAAUCAGAAAAAAGGUGUUCAUUAGCUGUAGUGCUGCUACUGGUGGUGAACCCAUAUAUUUCCACAGUACUGGGAAAGGACAGAAUGGUGCUUGUCAGACCUCUGUCACUAGUGGCAGCACUCCUCUCCAGUGAUUUUGUAUUUUAAACAUUCCACCUGUAACACAUUUUGAGUUUAGAAUGACUAAAUGUUGUGUAUGAUUGACAAUGAGGACUAUGAUAUGUAGUGUGCUGCCCAGAGACACCUGCAUUGAAAUGGAGACAUUUUGGAACAAACUUAGUUUAUUUCAGUUGAAUCUCUGCAAUUGGGAUUUUGCGAUGAGAGGAUUUUUUUGCAUAGUUUUAACUUUGAUACAUUUUGUGAUUUGGCUCUAUUCACCAAACUGUUGUUGAAGUGCUGACCUUUGUGUGAACAGAACAAUGCCAGAGCAUACAAAAAGUAGGAAGCGAUCACAUUUGGCAUGUUGCGUCAUUGAGUUUUCUGUGACAUUGCUCCAUAAUAGAGAGACGGCAUGGUCUGCAAUUAGUCGAUUCAAAAAGCCCCCGUCUAUGAACUUUGUGAGAACAUGUGAAUUAACAUAGCAGGGCUGCUCUCUGGUCUGACUGAGCUUCAAUCCACAAGGUCAUAGGCAGACUAAUGAUUAUGAUUUAAAUGCAUAAACAUGGCUAGAAUGCUCUAAUGAAGAGGGAACACUUCUGAGUUUAUUUUCAAUUCAACAGUUAAUGAAAUGAUUCAGGUUCUUUUGGAUGAAAGCUGUGAGACUGUAAUUGUUGGGAUAUACUUGCUGUUGCCAGGUUGACCUGUAGUUCAUGAAACACAAGGCUGUCCUUAAUGAAACAACGAACUCUGAAUGGCUGUUGAGUUCAAAUGCUUGUUGUCCAUCCAUGAAUAGUAUUUCCUGGUUGCUCAGCUGGGUUUAACUUCUUUUCAACUGAUUUGAUGACUAUAUUAACUGACAUUACUGAUCAAAUGUCUUAUAAUUGUUAUUAGUCAUUUUCUUAUUAGAAUCUUGUUAUUAAGCUUUUUCCAUUCAAUUCAAAUUAAAUUAAUAUUUUUGCGGGAGUUGAAAUUAAAAGUUUUGUUAAUCUUAGUUAUGUUUAUAACUGAUUUUAAUCAUUCUCUAUGAAGCUGAAGACUGAGUCUAAAGUGUAAUGAUUUCUGUCAAUUGAUCACUGUUCUAUUAAUAUGCAGACAAGAUCUUUCCACAGCCCCUCUGCCAUCACUCAACACGGAUGAGAAAUGUGAAAAUGGAAAGAAGCAGACUCAGCUAUAGCCACGGUUUAAUAUUGAUAAUAAAGCUGUAAUGAUCUCAUUCUACAUUCAAAUAAUAAGCAGUUGGAGUAAUGAAAAAAUAUCUUUCUUUCUUCCUUUGGCGUUAGGGAUGAGUGAGUGACAUAACAAGUGUGUCAAUGAUCGAUGGAAGUGUUGUAACCCAGAUAAGGCUUCUAAUGUAUGUCAAAGGUGCACUGUCCUGUUACUGCACAAACUGGACUUCACAAAAACACUGCUAGGACUGCACUUUUAACACUGGACUUGGGUGUAUAUCAAACAGGAAUGUUUCUGUGCAAUAUCAGAUCAUUGAAGUGAUUCAGUGUUGUUAAUGGUGUGGUUUGUCAGAGAUCUUCAUAAAAAAUGAUUGGACCAGUUAUUGUUUAUUAAAGCUGUGUUUUUCCACCUGCA